Molecule: messenger RNA, 1170 nt
Organism: Euleptes europaea (tarantolino)
Lineage: Eukaryota; Metazoa; Chordata; Lepidosauria; Squamata; Sphaerodactylidae
Gene: CDC37
Product: cell division cycle 37, HSP90 cochaperone
Exons: 8
Coding region: 34-1170 (378 amino acids)
Biological process (GO): protein folding; protein stabilization
Cellular component (GO): cytoplasm
Molecular function (GO): heat shock protein binding; protein-folding chaperone binding; protein kinase binding
Source: RefSeq, a predicted model, not a curated record
GGUGGCGGCGUCGUCGUCGUCUCAGGCGGCGGCAUGGCCGUGUUGGACUACAGCAUCUGGGACCACAUCGAGGUGUCCGACGAUGAGGACGACACGCACCCCAACAUCGACACGCCCAGCCUCUUCCGAUGGCGCCACCAGGCCCGGGUCGAGAGGAUGGAGCAGUUCCAGAAGGAGAAGGAGGAUGUGGACAAGGGGUGCCGGGACUGCAAGCGGAAACUAGCCGAGUGCCAGAAGAAGAUGAAAGAGCUGGAACUGACCGGCUCGGAGGGUUCCAAGAGCGAGCUGCAGAGGCUGCAGGCCGAAGCGCAGCAGCUCAAGAAAGAAGAGAAGAGCUGGGAAGAGAAAGCCGAGGAGCUCCGGAAGAAGGAGAAGACCAUGCCUUGGAACGUGGACACCCUCAGCAAAGACGGCUUCAGUAAGAGCGUCUUCAACGUCAAGUCUGAGCAGCAGGACGAAGAGUCUGAAGAGCAGAAAGAGAAGAAGCACAAAACGUUUGUGGAGAAGUACGAAAAGCAAAUCAAACACUUUGGGAUGCUACGCCGCUGGGACGACAGCCAGAAGUACCUGUCUGACAACCCGCAUCUCGUGUGCGAGGAGACAGCCAAUUACUUAGUCAUCUGGUGUAUCGAUCUGGAAGUGGAAGAGAAACACGCGCUGAUGGAACAGGUGGCCCAUCAGACCAUCGUGACGCAGUUCAUCCUGGAGCUGGCCAAGAGCCUCAAGGUCGACCCUCGAGCCUGUUUCAGGCAGUUCUUCACCAAAAUCAAGACCGCUGACCAGCAGUACAUGGAGGGCUUCACUGAGGAGCUGGAGUCCUUCAAGGAGCGGGUGCGAGGCCGAGCCAAGGCCCGCAUCGAGAGGGCCAUCAAAGAGUACGAAGAAGAGGAGCAGCAGAAGCGGCUGGGGCCCGGCGGCCUGGACCCCGUGGAAGUGUACGAGUCCCUCCCGCCUGAACUCCAGAAGUGCUUUGAUGUGAAAGAUGUUCAGAUGCUGCAGGACACCAUCAGCAAAAUGGAUCCCGCGGAGGCGAAACAUCACAUGCAGCGCUGCAUUGACUCCGGCCUCUGGGUGCCAAACGCCCGCACGGCAGAAGGCGCCGAGAAAGGCGAAGGGUCCUACCAGGAGCUGAAGAAGGAGAGCAGCCAGGAAGACAAAGGGGGUCCUUGA